Messenger RNA from Drosophila nasuta, 1953 nucleotides. Its product is annotated as dual specificity protein phosphatase 3. Gene Ontology annotation, biological process: negative regulation of MAPK cascade; protein dephosphorylation. Gene Ontology annotation, cellular component: cytoplasm. NCBI's taxonomy places the organism in Eukaryota, Metazoa, Arthropoda, Insecta, Diptera, Drosophilidae. The record is from RefSeq and is a predicted model, not a curated record. Gene Ontology annotation, molecular function: MAP kinase phosphatase activity; protein tyrosine/serine/threonine phosphatase activity. Bases 381 to 1085 code for a protein of 234 amino acids. The transcript is spliced from 7 exons.
CAAAUCAGUCGCAAAAAGUACGUCGCCAGAACGCAAAACCGAGAGACCUGGCACGCUGCAAAAUCAAAAAGAAAAUAAAGAUUUUCUAACCAACCAACAACAAACGAAAUACCACACAAAAAAAAAAAUAGAUAAAUAAAUAAAUAGAAAUCAAAAUCGAAAUCAAAAUCAUAAUAAAAGUAGUUUUUAUUAUUCAAAGAGAAAAUAAAAAGGCAGCGCAAAGCGUAUCAAACGAAUCGUGGUUUAUUGCAAAAGGUAGCCACAGCAACGCGUUACGGGAGCAACGAACGCCAGGAGCAGCGGCAGAAGAAGAAGCAGAAGUAGAAGGAGCAGCUGAGGAAGUUUAAGAAGAAGGAAGCAAAGCACACAAAUUUACAAAGAUGUCAUGGAGAUAUGCGCUAGUCGACAGAUACAGCAGCAGCAUUGGCGAUAGAUAUAGUCCGCACUAUUAUCAGUCGCCCAGCCGCCUGGAAACCUCAGAACAGACCACAGGACGCCAGCUGCAACGUGUGCUGCACUAUUCGAUGGCUCCUUGCCGCAGUUUGCCGGGUCUGAGACGCGCCGAGUGCGCCAUACACGAUGUUGACUGUGAUGAAGUCUAUCCGGGCAUUUACAUAGGCGAUGCUGCGGCGGCUAAAAACAAAACAUACUUGAGGCUGAUGGGCAUUACGCACGUGUUGAAUGCGGCGGAAGGUUGUCGCUAUGGUCAAGUGGACACUGGACACAGUUACUAUCGGGAUAUGCCCAGCGUUAGACGCCAACAUAAGGAUUGCUUUUUUAGAUAUAUGGGAUUCCCCAUGAUCGAUGCGCCCACGACAGACAUUUCCCGUUACUUCUAUGUGGCAUCCAAGUUCAUCGACAGCGCCAUCAGCAGCGGCGGCAAAGUGCUGGUACAUUGCCUGGUGGGCAUGUCGCGAUCGGCCACCUGCGUCCUGGCGUAUCUGAUGAUUUGCCGUAAAAUGUCCGCCGUAGAUGCGAUACGCACGGUUCGGAUGCGCCGUGAAAUUCGACCAAACGAUGGCUUCCUUCAGCAGCUCGCCGAUCUCGAUAUGGAGCUGAAGCGCAAGAAUCUUUAUCCCUAUUAAGCCACCCCCUCUCCCCUGCCCCUACCCCUUUCCCACUCAAAAACAAACUAACAAACUUCCCCCCCCCCUACCCACACACACACAACCAAAGAUACACACACACUAUAGUACUGAAUAAGAGCGAGAGAGAAACACAAAUAUAACGUAUACGACGAAUACGUGAUUUGUCUUGAUAUUAAACGUUGACACACACACAUACACAAAUAAAUAUAUAUCCCACACACACACACAAACACACACACACACACACAUAUAUAGACCACAAAAAAGCGUUGUUCUAAACUAUUUAUAAUGAAAAAGCUAACGACUUAAAGGUAACUUGGUCUUCUGAAAAAGAACCGAAAAUAAUAAAGAAAACAUUUCAAAAUACAAAACAAAACUGUUCAACUGAUCAACUGUAUAAUCAUGGCAACUAGAUAUAUAUGUAUAGUUAUAUAUAGAAUCGGCCAUACUUCCAUUUAGUGGGAAUCAAGUUACACUAGAGAAACUCCACAGCGAUACAUAGCGACCUAGGCGUUACACCAACAACAACAAUAACUACAACAAAAACAAAAACAAAAUUAAGAUGAGAACGUAAUCGAGCUGACAUUUUACCAUAUGAUUAAUGUAUACACACAUACAUACAUACAUAUACAUAUAUAUGCAUACGUCUUUAUAUAUGUAUUCCUAUGAAAUGACUUUUUUGUAUGCAAAAAACGAAAAAACAAAAACCAAAAAACUCUUUCGAAUUGUGGUUCAUCUCUUCUACCCAAGCUUACAUCUACAUAUAUAGUUAAGAUCUUACUAUAUACUACAUACAUAUGCAUAUGUAUAUGUAUAUGUACUUAGGCGUUUAAGAUGAGCUGAAGAACAAAACCAAAAACCAAAA